Xiphias gladius (swordfish) is the source of this 1200-nucleotide messenger RNA. RefSeq names its product ELL associated factor 1 (gene eaf1). The transcript is spliced from 6 exons. The record is from RefSeq and is a predicted model, not a curated record. Lineage: Eukaryota; Metazoa; Chordata; Actinopteri; Istiophoriformes; Xiphiidae. Gene Ontology annotation, molecular function: transcription elongation factor activity. Gene Ontology annotation, cellular component: super elongation complex. Bases 138 to 998 code for a protein of 286 amino acids. Gene Ontology annotation, biological process: positive regulation of DNA-templated transcription; regulation of transcription elongation by RNA polymerase II.
CGAAGAGAAAGAAAUGGAGAAGACGGCGUUAAAAAAAAUAAAAUAAAAAGUGGCGCAAGUGUGUGAAAUGAAGCGCUGUGUGGGAUUAGGUCGCCCACACGGACGGGGAGGCUGUCUCUUGCACAACCCAGCCAAUUAUGUGGAUAAGUAAAUUAAGUCAUUUGCAUAGAAAGAUAUCGAUACACCCACCGCUUUUCAUUUCUCAGCAACUCCCUUUACUUAUCAUACAUUCAUUUAGUAUUGGUUUUUUUCCCCCCCAAACAUUAUUUCUUAGAGCAAGGAGACGGAAAACAGUGCGGCCGGUAUUGACGGUUAAACGCGAUGACUUCAAACCAGCGUCUAUCGACACGAGCUGCGAGGGAGAGCUACAAGUUGGGAAAGGAGAUGAAGUGACCAUAACGUUACCUCACAUUCCGGGCUCCACGCCUCCCAUGACGGUCUUCAAAGGAAACAAGCGGCCGUACCAGAAGGACUGUGUGCUCAUCAUUAACCAUGACACCGGGGAAUUCGUGCUGGAGAAGCUGAGCAGCAGCAUCCAGGUCAAGAAAACCAGGGCAGAGGGCAGCAGUAAGAUCCAGGCCCGAAUCGAACAGCAGUCGGUCCGGUCCAGCCAGCCCAGCUCUCAGUUCCGGGCCCCCACCAAGCCCGGGGCGGGCGCCAAGACGUCCCCUUCCCCUUCUAAGGAUAACCCCUCCCCAGAGCCCCAGCUCGACGACAUCAAAAGAGAGCUGCGAGCAGAGGUGGAGGUGAUAGAGCAGAUGAGCAGCAGCGGCAGCAGCAGCUCCUCUGACUCAGCUAGUGCCUCGGGGAGCGGCGACGACAGCAGCAGCAGCGACGGCGAGCACGACGCCCCCCGACCGCUCAGUCAGACCUCCCCCAACCGCCACCCUAUGGCCAACGGAGGAGCCGACCGGCAGCAGGGCAACAACCAGCUCAUGAACACACUCAGAAACGACCUUCAGCUCAGCGAGUCAGGCAGCGACAGCGAUGACGACUGAACUCUCUGCCGGUCAGUCUCUCUCUGUCCACACUCCUCCUUUCUGCCUGGUUCGCUUGUUCCUUUGCUGUGGUAGCUGACCCCAGCUGUAUAUCAUGGUUUGACUGUAUUUUUUUAUUUUAUUUUAGUAUAUCCUUAAAGCUGGCCAGCCUGGAACGUUAAGAGUGUAUUUUUAUUAGAUGUAUAUUUUCUUUUGUAUAGGA